UAUAUAUCAUAUAUCUCCACAAACAUCAUAAACACAAUAACAACAACGUAAGACAGAUCGAGCUGAUGAUAAAGAUGGCAGCAAGAUACGCUAUUCCCAGAACUAUUCUAGCCUUACUUGUUGCUGCGAUGAUGAUGAGCAUUAAUAAUACGACAUGCGAAGCUACUAGGGUUCUUGAUGAAGACGAAGAAGAAUGGAUGAUGAGGAAAGAACAGCCGCGGCGGCUGCAGCCGCAGAAGCCGGAGCUUCUGUUGGCUUCUCUCCAGUGGCGCGAUGUUACUCCGCCGGGAUCAAAUCCCGGCACGAAUGCCGCCACUCUCGGCACCAAAAACUUCGCCGCCGGUAAUACCAACACACAUGUUCAUCACGGUCGCCGCCCUCCUCCGGCUUCUUCUUCUUCCGCCGCCGCGGCGUACCCGCGCCACACCAUCCAAUUCGGCGUCGCGGAGGAUGCUUCAAGUUAGGACCGGAAAAUAUUGGCGACCACUUCCACAGAGUUGUACAAGAACUAACUUACCUAUUUUUUAUUUAUCGGAACUUACUAUUUUUCCCCCAAAAAUAGGAAUCUUUAUUUUAUUUGCUAGGAAUUGUAUAAAAUAAGGGGAUGCUAACUUAUUAUAUUGUAUAUAGCUGA
Molecule: messenger RNA, 634 nt
Organism: Ipomoea nil (Japanese morning glory)
Lineage: Eukaryota; Viridiplantae; Streptophyta; Magnoliopsida; Solanales; Convolvulaceae
Exons: 2
Coding region: 66-464 (132 amino acids)
Source: RefSeq, a predicted model, not a curated record